AAGCCGAAAUCUGGCUUAAUAUAUAAAUAACCAUUAUAUAUAUCUCAUUAGAAUCCUAGGGUUUGCGCAGCUCGUCUCAGCAGGGGAACGAAAGCACCGGUACCUCCUCUUCCGUCGCCGCCACCAUGGGUCGUAUGCAUAGUCGCGGUAAGGGUAUCUCAGCCUCAGCUUUGCCAUACAAGAGAACUCCGCCAAGUUGGCUUAAGAUCUCUUUCCAGGAUGUGGAGGAAAACAUAUGCAAGUUUGCGAAGAAGGGUCUGACUCCGUCCCAGAUCGGUGUGAUUCUUCGUGACUCUCACGGUAUCGCUCAGGUCAAGAGCGUUACUGGAAGCAAGAUCCUCCGUAUUCUCAAGGCUCACGGCCUUGCACCCGAAAUUCCAGAGGAUCUGUAUCAUCUUAUCAAGAAGGCAGUCUCCAUCCGUAAGCAUCUGGAGAGGAACAGGAAGGAUAAGGAUUCAAAGUUCAGGUUGAUUCUUGUUGAGAGCAGGAUUCACAGGCUCGCUCGCUACUACAAAAAGACAAAGAAGCUUCCACCUGUCUGGAAAUAUGAGUCGACAACUGCCAGUACACUUGUUGCUUAAUAAAUAUGUAGCUCUGCACACUUCUUCCUUGAGAUAUAUGACUAAUGUGAAUGAAGUCUUCUGGUAGAUUCGUCCAACUGUAAGACCUAAUUCAUGACAAUGAGAAAGGUUUUGUUAUGCUGCUUCUAAUUGGGGAGUAGAUGGAACCAAGAAAUUUGUAUUUUUGGAUUUAGAGGGUUAUUUAUUUGUCUUUUCGUUUC
Juglans microcarpa x Juglans regia is the source of this 781-nucleotide messenger RNA. RefSeq names its product 40S ribosomal protein S13. The transcript has 5 exons. Gene Ontology annotation, biological process: translation. Gene Ontology annotation, cellular component: ribosome; nucleolus; cytosolic small ribosomal subunit. Gene Ontology annotation, molecular function: structural constituent of ribosome; small ribosomal subunit rRNA binding. The record is from RefSeq and is a predicted model, not a curated record. The coding region runs from base 126 to 581 and encodes 151 amino acids. NCBI's taxonomy places the organism in Eukaryota, Viridiplantae, Streptophyta, Magnoliopsida, Fagales, Juglandaceae.